Molecule: messenger RNA, 2670 nt
Organism: Eimeria acervulina
Lineage: Eukaryota; Apicomplexa; Conoidasida; Eucoccidiorida; Eimeriidae
Product: AMP-binding enzyme family protein , related
Exons: 17
Coding region: 1-2670 (889 amino acids)
Cellular component (GO): membrane; endoplasmic reticulum
Molecular function (GO): long-chain fatty acid-CoA ligase activity
Source: RefSeq, a predicted model, not a curated record
AUGCAGAAUUCGGCGUUUGCUGCUGCGUUUCACAGCCCAAGUGGGUCAGCCGGCUUGCCGUUGGCUUCUGGCGUAGCAAGAGGAGCAAAUGCGCCAGCCGUGGAUGCGGAAAAUAGCUUAAAGCCCGUCAAUUCUAUACCAAGAUCAACCACAAAUGUUGUACAAGCCAUCAAGGGGACCCCUGCUGAUCCUGGCCAGAAAGGGGCCCCUGCUCAUAUCUCCAGCAGCGCAGAUGCACAGGAGGGCCGCGACGGUCGGACGGUCAAAGGGAAAGUGGCAGGUGAAAGCCCUGCUGUGCCUCCGGGACUGGUGGCUGACAGCAACAUAUCCAUCAGACGCCCGUUUGAUUUGCUACGGAGAGCAGCCGCACGUUUUGGGAAUUAUCCGUGGUUGCUGACAAGCGAGCAGGAUGGGGGAGACGGCCUUGUUGAGAUUACGUACAGACAAGGAUACGCAGUGGCUUUGGCUGUGGGAUCGGGUCUGGAUCGUCUAGUGCCUCCUUCUCAACUCCCGCAGCGUGACGGGGCCAACGAGCCGCUGCGUCUUGUGGGCACUUGGGCUGCUAACUCUGUGGAGCUGCUCCUGGCGGACUUUGGAGCGGGGGCCUUUGGGAUGACCGUGGUGCCAAUGCAUCCGGAAAUGAACGCCCGACGGUUUUUAGAAGUUAUGAUUCAUACGCAAAUGACCCACCUUUGUACAGACUGGAGACAUCUGGAGAUAGUCUUAGACCUUCGAGAAGGAGGGCAACUCUCUAAUUUGUCGGCUUUAAUUACACUUGAUGCGGUGGGGGAUCAAGCAAUGCAACGGGCGCAUGCCCUCGAUUUGACCCUGGUGGACUUCUGGGAGUUGGCUGAUUCCCCCAAUGGCAUAGGGGAACAGAGGUUGAAGAGUCUGCACCGGUCGGGAUUCGACACUCAGGAAAUUGCUGCCGUCAUUUAUCCAAGGGAGAGCAUUCAAGGCGUAUUCCAGGCGGAUGUACUGAGGUAUACCUUAGCGCUUUCUAUGCCAUUUAACGGAGCUAUGUUGACAAACGAAAACGUCCUGGCCUCCCUAGACACCCUGACGGACUGGCGAGCUAGGGCUCUUUCUAUUGUGGAAGCGGAUCGGAUGCUGUGCAUCGACUCCCUCGCAUCCAUUCACCAGCGCGUACUGCAUCUGGCAGUUGUCGACGCUGGGGCAACAGUGGCCUUUGCUCGCAGCGGACUGCUGACGCUGGGGGACGACCUCGAAGCUUUUCAUCCAACCAUAGUUGCAGGAUCGGGGGGCAUUUUGCCAGUGUUGCACGCGGCUGCGAGACGCACCUUGAAAAGUUUGGGCCGGCUGCGCCGAUUUUGGGUCUUGCUUAAGUUAAGGUGGAGGGCCCGACAGUAUUGGCAGACGGGUGACUUUGAGCUCUUAGGGAAACCGCCUUUUGAAGAGCUUAAGGCACAGUUGGCUUCUGUCCACACCAUCAUUGCUGCCCCGGCUUUGGCUUCAAGCGAACUCAUAAAGGAAUUGCAGCUGCUGUAUUCGGUGGCGUGCUGCUCUGCGGAGACGGGGAUAGCGUUUUCGAGUCGAGAACAGAACAGCAGCAGCGGCAGCACGGAGGGCAGCACAGGCGCGAGCGCCGUCGGAGCCUCUUCAGAAUUUGAAAGGAUGCGUGCUGCGCCUUUGGGCUGGCCGUCUCCUGUUGUUGCCGUGGAUUUGGAGGAGCUGUCUGCUGCAGACCAAGUAAAUACAAUUGAUUAUCACGGCGAUGAAGUUCCAGGAAGAAGGGCAGGGGGAUCAUCGCUUGUUCUGAGGUCCUCAGAAGAAAAUCACCAACAGAUUGUCAGCAUUGGCAGUAGCAGCAGCCGCUUCAGCACCCGCAAGAUACACGGCGUCACAGAAGUCUACGGUUUUGCAUUGAGUGGGGCCUGUGUGCGUUUGGCUCAGGGGAGAGAUCGUUAUUCAGGGUCCCUGUGUUUCUGUCGAUUUGCGUGUGUCUUCGUUGCACUUCCUCUAUCUCCAGUUGAACUGCUGCGUAUUGAUUUUGACUCUCUUGCGUUUCUUUUUAAGUAUGGCGCCAUCCCCCACCAGUUGCUGCCACUAUCUGCCUGUAAUUCUGUGGCGAAGCUUCCCUGCUUCGUUGCAAGCUUCAUCCGGCAUUUUGAUAGUCUCUUAUUGCCGUCUUCAGGUUAUUACCGGCACCAAACUGCAUUUCAGCGUCAGCUAACCCCUCGGGGUUUCUACAGGACAGGGCUAGUUGGGAUCUCUGCAGGAGACGGCCUUCCCUUGUUGCUGACCAGCGCUCUUCCGCGAAGUGUACUGACAGCAGAAGGAGAGUUUAUUGACCUGGAAGAAGCUGAAAGACAAAUCCGGAAGGUUCAUAUUGUGAAGAGGGUGCUGUUAUAUGUGGAUGAUUUCCAUUUUUCGGAUGAAUACGGGGCCUCGUACGAGGAGUUGGUGUCUUUGCCGGCGUUGCGGAAGUUUGUGUUGCAUGCAAUUCAAGAGGAGACUUCGCUAAGUCUCGAACACUUUGAACUACCCAAAGCAGUUUACUUGGUGCCACACGACGUCGCGCUGCCUGUGGGGGUGUUUGACCAAGACAAAAACGGCGCAAACAAAUACAGCCGUACCAUGAGGAGGCGGCAGCUCGCAGAGGCCUAUGCACAGCCAAUACAGGAAAUGUACGAGGCAUUAGCUCAAUGA